AUGAGUCGUGGACAUCGAAGUAGAUGUCAUCUGCCCCUGGUGAUCGAGCUGACAUGCAUCGUAGCUGGGGCUACUGCAGCUUUACGUCUAUUUGGGUCUAGGGAAAGGUCUAGAGCUUCUUCGACAUCGAGUGGUUAUGCUUCUUCAACGCAUCCUUGCCAGAGGCAAAGUGUGGUCAUUGCUCUAGGCAUUGAGGCAUUGAUUCCUAGUGGAUUUCUUGCUGAUGUCGGUGGGUUAGAAAACACACUAAGCGAAAUUGAGGCAAUACACUUACACUCUUCGAAAAUAAUCUCUUCUGUGGUGGAUGCUUCUCUGUAUCUUCGCUGCAUCUGCCAUCCAAGAGUACAAGAAUCAAGUAGCAAGGGUUUCCACGCAUUUUCAGACGGUGAGAAAUCCUUAAUCAUCCCGAGGUUUCCGAGUGCCAUGAACUUGAUGUUGGGGGAUUCUUGUUACACUUAUCGUUCUAUAUCUAAUGUGUCACAUGCAGCGGGCAGACAUGGAGUGUCACACAAGGUUGAAUCUACCAUCGAAUCCGGAGGAAGCUACGAAAUCCCAAUGGAUGGCAAGGCAAUACACUCAUUUAGGUGA
This is a messenger RNA of Bipolaris sorokiniana ND90Pr, 588 nucleotides long. RefSeq lists its product as uncharacterized. Bases 1 to 588 code for a protein of 195 amino acids. The record is from RefSeq and is a predicted model, not a curated record. The transcript has a single exon. Lineage: Eukaryota; Fungi; Ascomycota; Dothideomycetes; Pleosporales; Pleosporaceae.